GUAGCUCUAGCGGUUGCCGCCCUUGUUUUCGCUCUAUUUACCGUAAUCUCAAACGUGAUUCUCUUCAUUGCAAUUGUACUGCGGAGCAGCAGGAACAAAACCGCCCAUAAAUCCUAUAUGACUUUUAUGUUUAUGAGCUCCAUGGCUGUCUCUGACAGCAUUCUUGGAGCGCUAGUCAUGCCCUUGUCAGUUGUACCAAUAAUACAGAACGGACAAUGGAACCUCGGGAAGGUCACGUGCAGUGUCUAUCUGGCCGUAACAAAUAUUGUGUGUUCCGUGAACGCUUGCCACAUUCUGUGCAUGGCCGUUGACAAAUACAUCGCCGUGUGUAGACCUUUGCAGUACAGGUUGAUGAAAAAAUUAACUGCUCGAGUUAUGAUCUGCGCCUCCUGGAUUUUUCCAAUAGCUCUCACGCUUUUACCAAAAAUAAAUGGAUUUGACAAGAUGGGUCUGGAGUUGGCCGACCAGUGGAUCGACGGGAGAAACCUUUGCUUCAACGUUCUCAAUAGAGGAGUAUUCGUCUCAUAUUUAAUCCUAUCGUUCUACGGUCCCAUCAUUGUGACCUAUUUUCUAUAUGCGCGAAUAUUUACAGAAAUCUGGUGUUUUAACAAUCGGUCACCACACAAUCACGUCAAAAAACCUUCAGCACUUCCAGAUUUUACCGAAAAUUUGACACGUGUCGACGUCAUAAGCAUCACAGUUUUAUCCGACAUGACAGCGGGUUAUGUUGCAGAGCCCAAUUCGAGACAAUGUAGAUACACCAUUCAGCCAGAUACCAAACUAUCCCAAAAAAAAGAAAGGAAAAUAAAACAAAGUGAGCACAUUUCAACUGAUUCACGAAUACCUCGUCAUAUCUCCCGACACAUGAGGGCCAUUCGAACCAUUGGAUGCAUCGUUGCGGCCUUCACCGUCUCCUGGAUUCCGACGUCGCUGUAUCUGGUCACCAUCCAAUACACCGGUUACGACCAACCAAAAUGGUCUGUUUUACUUUUCUUUUGGUUUUCUUUCCUAAACUCGACCAUCAACCCAUUUCUG
Lymnaea stagnalis (great pond snail) is the source of this 1035-nucleotide messenger RNA. Lineage: Eukaryota; Metazoa; Mollusca; Gastropoda; Lymnaeidae. The record is from the annotation of a GenBank genome assembly.